GCCGAUAUCUAUGUUCCCGAAUACUUGCGAAAAAUACAAAAACAGCCUCAUAAGUUAACGCCGUAUCCGGCGACUGUGGACCUUCCUUCUCGUGCCUAUGUCAAAUCUUUCUUGCCCUCCGUCUUGGUCGACUCGCUCUGCGCAUCGCGCACGAAAACGCUACUGGCGGACCCGCCUCCUUCCAACGAUUCCUCCCAUCUCAGCCUCGAAGAGUACCACGCACAUUGGAAAGCCGUCCUGGGAUGGGAGCUCGACACGCUCGCGCGGGAUAAGCAAGAAGUGACCCUGUGGCAGUUGCCGCUAUUCGUCGCGAACUGGACGAACGCGGAAUUCCGCCUGAACGUGCCGCAUAUUCGGGAGAGCUACCCGCGCCUGGAGCUGGGUGAUCUAGUGCAUAUGCGCGAGGUGCUGAAGGAGAAGCAAGCAGGGAGUGGGAUUGCGUAUGAGGGGAGAAUUGUAGCGCUGAGGAAGCGGGAGGGAUUCGUGCACAUCGCCUGUCCAGCCCUCAAGCGGCACAUUCAGACUCACAUAACGCCCACCCACUCCACCGGCGUCGAAGAUGGCUGGCGCAUCUUCGGUCCGGAGGAUGUCCUGGGCCUGUACUUCAAUGUCUCAUUCAUCAUCAACGCUCGACCGUUAUUCUUGAUGGAGACUGCAGCGGAGACGAUUGGUGGCGAGUUGGCACUGGGGAAUGAUGCGGGGAGCGAAUUAGGUUCGAAAGCGAAGGGAUCCAAAAGCUAUGCAGUCGCUGCACAGAGAAGCGAGGCGGGCUCUAUGGAAGACCAAUCAGGACCUACGCACGACUGGCCGAACUUUGCGAGGCGAUGGUUGUUCCCAGAGCCGACGGACUUGGCUUCGACGUGCUCAAUAUCGUUUCCGAGGCCGAAGACGAUCACUGCCGAUGAGUACGUGGACCAAGGGCUGAAUGAGGAGCAAAAGAUCGCCGCGUCCUCCAUCGCCACGCACCAAUUCUCCGUGCCCUACCUCAUCAGCGGGCCCCCUGGCACCGGCAAGACGCGCACCCUCGUCGAAUGCGUCCUCCAGAUCCUCCGCCUCCAGCCCGAGGCGUGCAUCCUGCUGUGCGCGCCAUCGAACCCGGCUACUGACACGCUUGUCAUGCGCCUGCGGCACUUCCUGAAGCCAAGCGAGAUGCUGCGGCUGAAUGACCAGUAUAGGACGUUUGCGGAGGUGCCGGUGGAGAUUUUCUCGUAUUGUCGGAUCGAGAAUGAGAAGUUCGCCAUCCCGCCCUGGCCCGAGCUAAUGAAGUUCCGAGUGGUGGUCACGACCUGCUACGACGCGAGCAUUCUGGUGAACGCGCAGUGCACGAACACAGCACUGGCAAAGCUGGAGCAUUAUGUGAUGUCGGCGCUGCACCCGACAAAGGAGGUGUCGCGGGGCGUCGUGCCGCAUUGGACGCAUCUGUUGAUUGACGAGGCUGCACAGGGCUCCGAACCCGAGCUCUUAAUCCCGAUCUCAGUCGUUGUACCGAGGCAGCAGGACCACCCGGACAUCAAGCCGGAGUCGAAUUUCUUAUUUACGCCGCAGUUGGUCCUUUGUGGGGAUUGUCAUCAGCUGGGCCCCAUCGUCGCCUCCUCCCGCGCCCGCUCCUCCGAGCUCGACGUGUCCCUCCUCGAGCGCCUCUUCCUCCGCCCACUAUACGCCGAGCACCCGCUCUCCCGUGGCGAGUUGGACUUCCUGAAGAAGAACUACCGCAGCCACCCCGUGAUACUGAUGCCGCCCUCGGCAAUGAUCUACAACGACACGCUCGAGCCGUGCGCGCAAAACGGGACCGUGGCGUGGGCGGGGCUGCCACAGAGGCAUAUACCGCUACUGUUCAUUGGCCACGAGGGGUACGAAGAUUGUGUGGACGAGAGGUCAUCCUGGUUCAAUUCUGGGGACAUUCAGCACGUGGUAGAUACAGUGAAGUCGCUGAUGGCGGACUCGGUGCGGAGUGUGCCGCCGCUGCAGCAGAGGGAGAUCGGUGUGAUGGCACCGUGGAGGGAACAGGUGUGGAAGAUACGCGAGAGGCUGCGGAAGGAGAACCUGCAUGCAGUGGACGUGGGUACCGUGGAAGAUUACCAAGGCAGGGAGAGUCGAGUGUGCAUCAUUUCGUGCGUACGGUCCAGGACACGGUUUCUGGCGGAGGAUCAGAAGAAGGGGCUGGGAUUGGUGUUUGAAAGGAAACGCAUGAAUGUUGCGCUUACUCGCGCGAAGGAGUUGUUGGUCGUCGUCGGGAAUGGGAAUCUGCUCAAGCGCGAUCCCUAUUGGAAGAGCUUUCUGCAGUUCGUGCUGCGACACGACUUGUACAUGGGGCCUCAGCUAGAUCUUGAGGCUGAUGGCAACUACAUCUCGAGGCUUGAAUCCAAGUACUUCUCGAUGGACGAAGAAGACGAAGACGCUCGUGGGCUGAGGAUCGCAGGAGAGCUGGCGAGGGAGAUCCUUAGGGAUGCGGAUGAGGAGAUUUGAUAGGCAGAAGAGUGAUAAGUAUGUGGUGUAUGCUGUACAAGUGAGAAUAGG
Molecule: messenger RNA, 2517 nt
Organism: Schizophyllum commune H4-8
Lineage: Eukaryota; Fungi; Basidiomycota; Agaricomycetes; Agaricales; Schizophyllaceae
Product: P-loop containing nucleoside triphosphate hydrolase protein
Exons: 13
Coding region: 397-2466 (689 amino acids)
Molecular function (GO): 5'-3' RNA helicase activity; RNA binding
Source: RefSeq, a predicted model, not a curated record